AUGAGUGUCCCAGAACUGCCUGGGAAGAGUUGCCACUCCCUCUCCAGGGUCUUGGCAGGGGGCUUGUGGGCUAAAUGGAGCCCAGGGUGGGACCCUGCAGGGCAGAGCUGCAGGGAACAGCUAACGGGCUCCCACGGGUGUCGCACUGCAGACACCAACUGCCCACAGGGAGCACCCGAGGCGGGCCCCCAGUUGGCCCAGCUCGAGUCCCUUGGUGGUUGCAAGAGGACCAGGGCUGGGACCCCGGAAAGAGGAGAAUCUGGAACGGUGGGCGAGAGAGCCGGGGCUGGCAGGGAGGUGCGGGCGCCCGAGAGCGUCUCUGAGGGGGAGCAAGGGGUCCUGAGGCCGGGAGUCGGGCCAACCGGGGACACCUAUAACCCGGGACUUGGCGACUCCCCCAACGCUCGGGCCACGACCCCCACGCGCAACAAGCGCGGCCAGCAGCUCCGCCCACUUCCGGGCACCAUCGCGCGGGCACGUGAUGGUGCCGGGCCAAUCGCAGCUCUCUCCCUGGUGAUUGGCCCAGAGAGGGCACGUGACCCAGCUAGCCCGGAAGUUCUCUCGGGUCUGGGCCGCAUCCGGCCUCGGGACUUCCUGGUGACCGGAUUCUGCUUUGAUGGGGCCCCAAGAUGAAGUGACAGGGCGCAGGCAGCAAAGUGUCACCUGCAAGCUGUUAGAAUUUACCAGAAAGCAUCGAGGUGAGUAGAGCAAAAUAAGAACAUACAAGUCAAUACAUUCCUAUAUUCUAUCAACAGAAAAUAUAGCACAAAAUAUCAUAUUCAUCUAACAAUGACAUUAUCUAAGAAUAAGUUUAGGAGGAAAACUGCAGGUCCUUCCAGAAGAUUCUAAGGAACAUAAAAUGUAGGAACUUAUUUUCCUUUGAAUUAAUAUAUAAAUUUUAAGUAAUUUUAAAUAAAAAUAUUGGGAUUUUUGUGUUUUGGAUGGCUGAGGAACAUGACAAAAACAACUGUAAAAUUUAUCUGUAAAAAUAAAUGUAGAAUUGUCACAUUUUUUAAAAAUAGCAAUAAAAGGUACUUGAUCUGCCAGAAACAGAAAUGUGUCCUAAGGUCAGGUCAGGAUUAAACUGAGUGGCGCUGAGUCAGGGACAGGCAGAACACAGCGGUGCUCACUCACUCACCAGGGCUGCGUCUCUCUGCAGCUCUCACAGAGAGGCUCCUCCUACCUCCCUCCUAACCAGCACCAAGACCCUGUUCCUGGGCCCCAGACUGAGGAAUGAUCCGGCCCAUCCUGGGAGAGUGGCACAUUUUCCAAAGGGCGGCUCCCAGAAUGGACCCACAGGCAGAGAAGUUUACCAGCUUUUGCCGUGAGUUCUAAUCAUUAAACAAGAACCUU
Molecule: messenger RNA, 1353 nt
Organism: Microcebus murinus (gray mouse lemur)
Lineage: Eukaryota; Metazoa; Chordata; Mammalia; Primates; Cheirogaleidae
Source: RefSeq, a predicted model, not a curated record